GUUGAAGAACAAUGAAGAUGCGGCCAGCGGAGGACACGCUGGGACAAUGAUAAUCUGGCUCUCAAAAGGAUAAAGAAUGGAUUGCUCCAGCCCUUCUCUUGGGCUCUUUUUCUUGCUAAUUAUUCUGUCUUUUUCUCUUCACUGCUGACGAUCGCCACCAGUUGGCGACUAGAGUUUUAUUCGACGUCGCAGGCCGACCAUCAUAUCAUCAUCAUCGUUGUCGUCGUUGUCGUUGUCGAAGAUGUCCUUCUCUUUUCGCACUCAAAGAGGAAUAUCGCCUCCGCCUGUUUAUGCCGCUCAUUCUACAUUACAGACUUCGAGCACGACUCUCAGACCUUACCUUCAACUCCCACACAUCCUUUCCCUCGCCUGGCUAGCGUAUCCAAUCAUUUCGCUCAUCUUUGUGAUUUUCAGACUCCAGCUAUCAUCCCAGUCUGCGCAAACUGCGGUAGCUAAUGCGAAAGGUGACCUCUUGACCGCGUGCCAAGCAGCAGAGCAAGCUGCCACGGCUGCUGCCAGUGCUCCCCGGUAUAUGGCAAUUGCUUCAAAUCAGUUAAUCGCAGAUGCUAUCAACGGCACCAUGAACGACGCGCGCGCAGCUCUGAUUCUCUCAUUGACUGUCAUGGAAGCGAUCAUCAACUUCCUCAUUGACAUCUACCGCUCCACGUUCUUGUGUUUCCUCGAACUGAUUGUUGGAGGUGGUCUGGCUCUUCUCAUUGCUGCUGUUCAAGAGAUUACUUCUUUUUUGCAAAGCACCUUGAACACCAUUGUGUCAGGUUUGAAGAACGAUGCCACUUCGCUCAACUCUGCAAUUACAACCAUAGUCAACGAUCUCAACAAGGUCAAUCCUUUUGGGAACAUCAAUGCGCCGCAAUUCGAUGUCACGAGCCUGGACUCUCUGUCCAGUAUCACUAUCCCAACGGAUUUCGAGAAUGCUUUGAUUCAGCUCAACAAUUCACUGCCUACUGUGUCGUCGAUCAAGAACUCUAUCGAAUCUCUCGUCGACACACCUUUCGAGGCCGUGAAGUCUGACAUCAACAGCACGUUCCAAGGCCUUUUCUUUGACGUAUCAACCCUUCCUGUCCCUGCUCAGAACGCGGUUUCAUUUUGCAACAAUUUGGAUACCUCCUCAGUUGACAAUCUCGGCAAUGACCUGCUCACGAUCACGAAGAUUGGCACCAUAAUUUUGAUUCUUCUUCUCUUCGCCCUGCUAGCAGGGCACUGUGCUCUUGAGUGGUACAAGUGGCGCUGCCUGCAGUUCCACCUCCAUCGCACUCGUGAGGCAUGGGUUUCCGACCCCACCACGGUGUACACCGGCUCCGCUAAUGCCCCCUCAGUCACGCUCACCGACCACAAUCUCCUCAUGCUCCAGACGGAUGCGCAACAUCCACUACUUACUCGCAUAGCUAAUUCCCUAUCAACCAAACUGCGUAUGUCCCCUUCACAGCACACUCACCUGCGUUGGUUCCUGCACUACAUUUUCCAUGCGCCCGCACUCGCCUGCUUCUUGAUCGGUUUCUUUGGUCUACUUUCCGUUCAAGUGCAGCUCCUCGCCGUCGGCCCUUUGGAAGCAAAGUACAGUGCACAAGCAGCUGCGAGUGUGCAGGAUCUCUCCAGCCAGAUCUUUGCACAGGUGAAUGGUUCAAUGUACGACCAGUCCUCAUCGUACGCUAGCACCAUCAAUACACGUGUUGAGACCGUCCAGUCCUCUGUCAACAAUGGACUGUUCGGCUGGGUUAAUGGCACUACCACAACGCUUAACACGACGCUGAACAACUUUUACACCGAUGUCCAGAAUAUCGUCACGAGUGUGUUCAAUGGCACCGUCUUGGAGAACACUGCGCAGGACUUCGUCCGAUGUAUCAUCGGCUCGAAGGUCUAUGCACUCGAGGAAGCACUCACGUUCCUGAACGAAAACUUGAUUGUUGAUCUCCCGACUGUCAAUGAGACCGUCUUGGUACUCUCGUCGUCUGACGUCAAUGAGAUCACUCAGCCAAUUGCAACCGCCGCGGUUGGUGGCGGGCAAGAUAACUCAGGUGGCGUCAUCGGAAGGCUUGUCGCGACGUACGUCGACUCCCUGAAGCAGGAGCGCAUCAUGUUUGCCCUGUUCCUAGGUCUCUGGGGCGUUGUCGUACUCAUGGGUCUCGCUGUCGUUUUCUGGCAUUCCUACGCGAAAAAUUGGGUUGAAGCAUACAAUAAGCGCAAGUGGCGCAGGGAGCAACGCGACAAUAUCGACGAUAUCAUAGCAGCCUUCCCCAAUGCACCGCCCACCGUCCACAUCAGCAAGGAUACGGAGAAGGGCGAGAAGACGCCCGACAUGGGUCUACGGUCCUUUACGCCUCUUCCUGAGCCACGUUCAGCAUUCAGCCUUAAUCCAUUCGGCCGGUCUGCCAAUCACCCGCUGAAAACGCUCGAUCCUCGGUUUGAGAAAAGCUGGGAUAGCCUUUUCCACCAGGAAUCUGAGCCGAAAGUUGAGCAGCAGAAGCAGCCGUCGAUACUUUCUCGCACCAUCAGCAGGCCGAUGCGUUUGAUGGCUCUGGGAAAAAGGAAGCAGGAUGAGAACAGUGGAGACAGAGAGGACUUGCCGAAGGCAGAAGAUGAACAACCCAAGUCGCACUGGCUCAAGCCCAUGACAAACCUCUUUGCGAAGAAGGCUGUUCCCGCUGAGGAAUUUGUCGUCAAUAGGCCGAUGUCGCGGCCUCCUAGACCUCAAUUGACAAUUUCGACAGCGCAUGCUGCCUCACUCAAGUUGGAUGACCUACCACACAUUGAACAGUCUCCGAUUCGUGAAGAGCCUCCCUCUGCCUGGUCUGUCUCUCCGACUCCACCCUCUCUGCCAUGGACGAAGAACAUGGUUGGUCCUGUCAAGAAGUCAACACUCGCUCCUUUGUCGUUCCCUCCACCACCGGUCCAUCCAGAGAAGCGCAGAAAAGCUAGCGUGCCUACUGACGUUGGGUCAUUCGAGGACUCUGGCUUCACUCCUCCGCAGGCCAAGGGACCAAGCCCGCUCGCUAUGCCACUGCACCACGCGUUCGAGCGGCCACCCCCACAGCAGGCAACUGUCCCAUUGACACUCUACCCGUCACAAGUGCAAGCUGCGCUCCUCUCCUCGUACAAGGGGAAGAACAAGCCACCAGCGGCCCCUCCCCCGCCGGGCCUUGCGCCGUCCCCCCCUACAGAAUCCGUCACGCCCGUAACGCGCCUUCUCACGUCCACUCAUGCGCGGCAGUCAAGCAACGCCAUAAACCCAUUUUCCACACCUUUUGACGACGACGCCCGCGCAGUAUCUCCGACGCAUAUCAAAAGGAUUACGAAUCCCUUUGCUGGCUUUGCGUUGUAGCUCUGACACAACUUUCAUCUAUACGACUCGAACAUGACGCUUUUCUCUGUAUUUUGUACGCUACGCACCACAGAUACUGUUAAUACCUCUCACUGUGCAUUAAUGUCGUGCUCUUCCUCUCUUUUCAUAUAUCCUUAACUGUAGCACUUCAUCUACUUUCCGAUGUCGAGGAUCCUGAUAGCACACUUCAUUUCACAUAUGUAGCUCUAUUCUACUGAAUCUGCAUUGUUAUCCGCUGGUACUCGGACUUCACUCAAUCAAAU
Molecule: messenger RNA, 3603 nt
Organism: Suillus clintonianus
Lineage: Eukaryota; Fungi; Basidiomycota; Agaricomycetes; Boletales; Suillaceae
Exons: 3
Coding region: 242-3340 (1032 amino acids)
Cellular component (GO): mating projection tip
Source: RefSeq, a predicted model, not a curated record